Molecule: messenger RNA, 1245 nt
Organism: Aegilops tauschii subsp. strangulata
Lineage: Eukaryota; Viridiplantae; Streptophyta; Magnoliopsida; Poales; Poaceae
Product: hypersensitive-induced response protein-like protein 1
Source: RefSeq, a predicted model, not a curated record
GCUAAUCGCAAUGAUUUUCACAGUAGGUCUUGGCCCCUUCCGCUGAUCCUCAUCUACAGUGCCGACUAUUUAGGGCCGCGGCAGCAGUGUGGGGAAACACAACAGACGCCGUCGUUGCCCCUAGCAACUCACUCGCAAGCCCACCUUUCCCCACUCUUCUCCAAGCCCCGGAGGUGCUACCGGAAGUGAUCGGAAGUCUGCAGUAUGGGCAAUCUGUGCUGCUGUGUUCAAGUCGACCAAUCUACCGUGGCCAUCAGAGAGCAGUUUGGGAAGUUUGACAGUGUGCUUGAGCCAGGAUGCCACUGCCUGCCUUGGAUCUUUGGGAAGCGUGUAGUUGGCCAUCUCACACUCAGGUUGCAGCAGCUGGAUGUGCGCUGCGAAACUAAGACAAAGGACAAUGUGUUUGUCACUGUUGUUGCAUCAAUUCAGUACCGACCUCUGGCUGGCAAAGAAAGCGACGCAUACUACAAACUGACCAACACCAGAUCCCAGAUUCAGGCCUAUGUUUUUGAUGUGAUCAGGGCAAGUGUUCCAAAGCUCAACCUGGAUGAUGCUUUCGUGCAGAAGAAUGAUAUAGCACAGGCUGUGGAGGAUGAACUUGAAAAGGCUAUGUCGGCAUAUGGCUUUGAGAUCGUGCAGACCCUCAUUGUCGACAUCGAGCCAGAUGCGCAUGUCAAGCAGGCGAUGAAUGAGAUCAAUGCAGCUGCAAGGAUGAGGGUGGCUGCAAACGAGAAGGCGGAGGCUGAGAAGAUUGUCCAGAUCAAGCGUGCCGAGGGUGAAGCAGAGGCCAAGUACCUGUCUGGCCUCGGUAUCGCCCGCCAGCGCCAGGCCAUUGUGGAUGGCCUGAGGGACAGCGUCCUGGGCUUCUCAGUCAAUGUGCCUGGCACCACUGCAAAGGAUGUGAUGGACAUGGUGCUGAUCACCCAGUACUUUGAUACUAUGAAAGAGGUCAGCGCGUCCUCCAAGUCCUCGGCGGUGUUCAUCCCCCAUGGCCCUGGCGCGGUGCGCGACAUCGCCACGCAGAUCCGCGACGGUCUUCUUCAGGGCCAGUCUGCCUCUGACAACUAAGCAGUUUGCUUCGCCUACAGUACUCUCUAAUAUGAUGCGUGUUGUAUGAUUAUGACUUAUAUGGAACCAUAUGUGGAUCGUGGCUUAGGUCGAUGUGCGGUAACAAAACCUUUAACCUAUUGGGGAUGCAGGAUGAUAUAAGUGUGUUAUGAAAUGCUGGUGAUGAACUUGAUCUAA